AUCAACGGCUGGAGGAAGUAACACUAGCCACACCAAAGGUCUGCACGAAGACGUAGGACUCUUCAAGGGCCCCGAUGGGCGUUUGAUGAACGCCUGUUUACCUCUCUACCUCAACGAAGCGCAUUUUCGACGUGUUUUACUGCAGAUCAAGCCUGUUUUGGGGUACUUUUUCACUCUAGACCCACUUGGCUACAGUGGGGAGCAGCUGGUCGCACUGUAUGGGAUUUUAGGGGAGAUGCUGGUGAUGCGAGCAGAGUCCUCCUCGAAAAGUCAUGAUACUAGCGGUGGCCAGUCUUCAAGUACUAGGUGGUUCGGUGGGGAUUUUGCGGAUUGGCUGAUUUGCGAUUUUGCCAAGCUGUGUGGUGGCUUGAUCCCCUUGACACUCGAUUUCUUGCAAGCAAAGGCUGACAAAGCCGGCUCGAAAGGAGAAGACUUCGUGGAUGACUUCAAUGUGUAUAGGCGGCUCCGAAUGCGUGCUAAUAGAAGAAGGGGGAAACAACAAACUUCCUCAAAAACUGAAGCUCAAGAUGCUACUUCCGAGGACAACAUAGAUAGUUUGGACUUGUUAGAGGCCUUUCUAGCAGGCCCCAAAGGACGCACCAAGGAACGUCUGCCGACAAUGCAAGUUUUGAUUGGUUGGGCAGUAGCAAAAGCAGCGAAAGAAGGCACAAGCGAAGAUCAUAUCAGGGUCGAAAGUUUGCUCGCUUUCGCGAGGGACGAGAGAUUUCGUAUAGCCUUUGAGGAAGAGCUUUGCAGACGCGCGGUUGGCAAUGUCUAUCGCGGCAGCACUCGGAAACUAGUGACACAGGUCCUAGAAGAGUUCAUGUAUGGACUGGAUGCCGUUUUGUGUCCUCGGGUAGACGACUACGAGGCACUGCAGAGAGAGUUGAAAAAGGAGGACAACGACGACGGAGGCUCUUCGAAGAAAAACCUCGGAGCUGCUUCCAGUCGUUCGGAAGAAAAAGCUUUUGCACUCUAUGGCCGUUAUUGUUUGGGGGAUUUGUCAACAAAGGAAGCUGCACGAGUCGCGAAACUGCCAGUACCACAAGUCACAACAGGCCUAAGAGACGCUACAGAGGAAUUUCAGCCUCGUUCAAUUGCAUGCUACACAAGAACGACAGGACGAGAGGACGAGACUUGUUACACUUACAACGCAGAGGAGAAUACUGUUCACACAACAGGAAAGCAGCAUACAGUAGGGCACACUUCAUCAGAGCAGAAAAAUACUGAUCACACCUCCUUCUUUGAUCGUCUAAUGCAGCAAGAAGACUCUAAAGUGCGCAAAUACAUGCGACCUUUGAUGUCCGUGCUUUCCUAUGCGGCCAAGACUAGUAGGGGAGAUGAAAACAGAUCUGACGGCGCUCAUCAAAACGAGAAAGACAAGAACCUCCUCAAACGUCUCAUGUGGAUUCAAGCUUUCCAGUUUGUAUGGACUUCUGACAUGACGCGAGCAGCGGAAUCAGGGGAAUAUCUGGACACCUGGAGAGUACUUCGAAAUUUUGUGAACUCUGGUGCUGGUGCUUCUUUUCUAGGUCAAGAGCAAUCUAUUCUCUUCUCAAUCUGUGGGCCCAUCCACGAACGCUUUGAGCAGAAGAGAAAGGAGAAAUUGGCACACACGAUUCAGACACGCAACAGUCGGCGCAUCGCAGAGCUAAUGUGCCUUUCCGCUGAUCCACAUGCCUUUCUUGGGCGGUUGUUUGCCGCUUGUCCGACUCGCGGAGGAGACGUUUUUCAGGAGUUGAUUGCUAUGAUCACUGGAGAAGGAGAUCAAGCUCUCUCAUUCCCCCUCCUCAAGUUCAAGCUCUUCGUUUUGCUCACAGGAAGAGCACCGCAUUUGUUGGUCAAUAACAUGUGUGGGGGGAAGAUGGGAAGCGAUAUUAAGGAGGAUGGCCUCAGUUACAUGUUGACUUCUUCUAGCAGUUGUACUGAGAUGAACCAGACGUCCACAUCCGACCAUCUCUUCAUUUCCAUUUCCUGUAUAGAGGAUAUGGCUUCAGCACCAGCAGCGAUUGCUGGUGGGACUAGUUGGGUACACUGUCAAGCCAAUAUCGCUGAGAAGUUUGAGAAGAUUCUAGGUGUGGACACUUUUUCGCAGAUUGAGCUCUGCAUGCGAGGAAAAGCAGGAUGGGUUUACAGGGAAUCAGACAUCCCCAACCGUCACGGACAUUGUAACAGUCAUCCGAAUAAGUCGUUGUUUAUGGAUUUCUCGGGGUUUUCCUUUAGGCAGGAAGGGAGGAAGAAGAAGCAGAAGUAGUAGGAGACGUAGGAGGGAAUUAAGUAGAAAGAAAGAAGGGAAUUAUAAAGAAAGAAGAAGAUUUCAAUUUGAAAGACUCACGAACAAGAUCUCAUAGUCAUAAAAAAGAACGAACACCGUUUUAACGGAGUGUAGAAGAACUGUCCACAUAAGCAGAUAGUGCUGGUUGCGUUUAUUUUCGUCCAGGCAGGACAAAUGGGUAUCACAGAAAUCGGCAGUAGAAAUAUGGCAAGCCUCCGUAGUCUGCACCUGGGUAAACGAGUACUGACAGAAGGACGCCUAUAAACAAGUACUGGGUCGUGUGCGCUCGUAUGAACGGAACAAGAGAAAUAUCGAACACUAUCUUGGCAAACCGUAAGAACUACAAAAUUCUCUAUCCAGUUACACUACUACUAGAAAAAUGUACCACGAAUUACAGUAAAUAACAUUAUAUUCGUUAAUACAGCAGACAGCACACAAUUCUUCAUUUGUACAGGACAUCAUGGAAUUGUUUUCUUCCAUGAAAAAUGUCAUGGAAUCAAAUAAAAUUUGGACUCGAAUAUGUUUCGUUUUCUUUACAAAAGACCGUGUUGAUAAUGGUAUGAAGAGUAACUUUUCUGGUACUAACUUUGUCUGUCUUGCACAACAAGGUCCCUACCUCAGGGUAGUACCUAAGCCCUUUUUUCCGCAAU
Molecule: messenger RNA, 2925 nt
Organism: Amoebophrya sp. A25
Lineage: Eukaryota; Dinophyceae; Syndiniales; Amoebophryaceae
Source: the annotation of a GenBank genome assembly